Neurospora tetrasperma FGSC 2508 is the source of this 3107-nucleotide messenger RNA. RefSeq lists its product as uncharacterized. Gene Ontology annotation, molecular function: ATP binding; nucleic acid binding. Bases 237 to 2945 code for a protein of 902 amino acids. The record is from RefSeq and is a predicted model, not a curated record. The transcript is spliced from 5 exons. Lineage: Eukaryota; Fungi; Ascomycota; Sordariomycetes; Sordariales; Sordariaceae.
GCAUAUGGCAUAAGACAACUCUACAGGAAGCGAGGGAGCAGCAAGAACUGCAAAGGCAACAGAAUCAACCUUUCCAACAACGGCCCGUACUGACGACGACGACCAAUGUGGUCAUUGGGCAAAAGCGCUCCAUAAACGACGUCCGGCCUCAAUUAUACAAUGGGCCUCCAACAGUCAAGCGGCCUACACCGGGGCCAUCCAAUACACCAACCCCAGGCUUCACACCAUCAGCCUUUAUGAAAGCAUCCUCCGGCCCUCCUCCCCUCACAGCAAGCACCAUAGACUACGCAGACCCAGUUGCCACCGCCGCCAAGGGCGGCAUCCCUUCCGAGUACUCGCAGCGUCGAGCCCUACCCUCAACGCCCACUUCCACCAGUGACCCCUUGCUCUCCCUGUCGCAUCCCGCAUACAAGCUUCCAAAGCAGCUCGUAGCCAACUUUGCCUCCCUAGGAAUCAAAACCAUCUACCCGUGGCAGAAACAAUGCCUGCUCGGCCCCGGCCUGCUCUCCGGCGACAAGAACCUGGUGUACAGCGCCCCGACGGGCGGCGGCAAGUCGCUGGUUGCCGACCUGCUCAUGCUCAAGAGGGUACUGGACGACCCGGCCGGCGAGGCCAAGGCCAUACUGGUGCUGCCGUAUGUUGCGCUAGUGCAGGAGAAGGUCCGUUGGUUGAGGAAUGUCGUUAGUGGGAUCUCGAGGAGUGGGGAUUUGGGGCAGAAGCAGCCUCAUCUGGAAGGGAAACAGCAGCUGUGGGCAAGGAGGCCGGAUAAGGAUACCAUCAGGGUGGUGGGAUUCUUUGGUGGAAGCAAGAUGAGGGCUACGUGGGCGGAUUUCGAUGUUGCGGUUUGCACAAUGGAGAAGGCGAACUCCCUCAUCAAUGCGGCUAUAACAGAUUGCUCAAUAUCCAAACUCAGAGCCGUGGUGCUGGAUGAGUGCCACAUGAUUGACGAUGGCUACAGGGGAUAUUUGCUAGAACUGAUGACUACGAAACUCUUAUGCCUGGACCAGCAGGUACAGAUUAUUGCAAUGAGUGCCACGUUGACAAACAUCCGUCUCCUGAAAGAUUGGCUAGGGGGCCACUCGUACGAGACACACUAUCGACCUGUCCCUAUCGAGGAACACCUUGUCUACGACGGCAAGAUAUACCCAGCAACCACAACCGCCAGUCUUUUGAAAACAGCCACUCAACUAGACACCAGAAAUGCCACCACCACUACCACUACUCAAGGGCCACCUCCCUCCACUACCUCCUCCCUCCAGCACAUCCGUUUCAUCCACCCCUCCCUGCACCGCGAGUUCAAAGACCCAGUCUUGAACGCCGUCGUCGCCCUAGCCAACGAGACUGCCCGCGCCGGCUACGGCGUUCUUGUCUUCUCCAGCAGUCGCGCCGGCUGCGAAUCCGACGCCGUCCUGAUCAGCCGCGUCUUGCCCUCCUUCCAAGAAGCCGACCCUCUUAUUCGGGAACGCCGCCUCGACCUGCUCAACGAUCUCCGUAGCUCCUCCACGGGUCUCGACUGCAAACUCGAGCAGACCAUCCCCUGCGGCGUGGCCUUCCACCACGCCGGACUGACCACUGAAGAGCGCGAGCUGAUCGCCAACGCCUACGACGCCGGUACCCUGAAAGUCUGUGUGGCCACCGCCUCGCUGGCCGCGGGCAUCAACCUACCCGCGAGGCGGGUGAUUUUGCACGGCGCGCGCAUGGGUAUCGACCUCGUUGGCCCGGCCAUGUUGCGGCAGAUGCGCGGUCGAGCCGGGAGGAAGGGUAAGGACGAAGUGGGCGAGACGUAUCUCUGCUGUCGAAGAAACGACCUGGAGGCCGUGGUAGACCUGAUGCACGCGGAUCUGCCGCAGAUCGCGAGCUGUCUGGUCUCGGACGAGCGCCGCAUACGGAGGGCGCUGUUGGAGGUGAUUGCGAUUAAGCUGGCGACGAGCAGGGAGGCAUUGGACGAGUACGUGGGGAGGACGAUGCUGGCUUGCGAGCAGCGGUUAGCGGAGAAGGAGACGGAGGAGUGGGAGGAUCAGAUAAGGGGCUAUAUAGAGAUUGGGUUGGAGAAGUUGAAGGAGAUGGGGUUCAUCACGGUAACGGUAGAUGAGAGGUUCGAGACGGCGAGCUAUAGCACUACGAAGCUGGGAGGGGCGAUCGUGGCUAGCUCGCUGGAUCCGGAAGACGGAGUGUUUAUUCACAAGGAGUUGGAGAGGGCGCUGAAGGGGUUUGUGAUGGAUGGGGAGAUGCAUGUUCUGUAUAACUUCACGCCGGUUUCGGGUCUGGGGAAUGGGACGUCGAUCAACUGGAAGGUGUUCUGGAACGAGAUGGAGAAGCUGGAUGAGAGUGGGUUGAGGGUGAUGAGCUUUCUGGGGUUAAAGCCUGUGGUGUUAAACAGGAUGCUACACGGCGGCAUCCUCAAGGAAACCACCGACGAAGAAAAGGACACCGCCCGUCGCUACUAUCGCUUCUACCUUGCCCUCCAGCUCCGCGAUCUCUGCAACGAAGUUCCCAUCCACCGCGUCGCGCAGAAGUAUGAUGUGCCCCGAGGUACCGUUCAGACGCUCGCCCAAACCUGUCAGGGGUUCGCCGCUGGCAUGAUCAAGUUCUGCGAAGCCAUGGGAUGGGGCGCCAUGGCGGCAGCGUUGGACCACUUCGCCGACCGGCUCAAGGCCGGAGCCAGGGCUGAUCUGCUCAGUCUGUCCAAGAUCACGUUUGUCAAGAGCCGGACAGCACGGGUGUUCUGGGACAAUGGCUUCAAGACGGUGGCCGUCAUCGCGAAUGCGGAUCCUAAGGAACUCGUGCCCGUGUUGAUGCAAGCGCAACCGAACAAGGUCCGGCUGGAGGUCAAAGAUGAGCAGAAAUACCUGGAUAAACUGCUCGCUAAGGCGAAGAUUAUCACGGAUUCUGCAAACAGAAUAUGGCAAAUCGAGAUGCAACAGGAAUUGAUGGAAGAGGAAUAGGGGUCCUAGUUUCCUCAAGCUGUGAAGCCCCAACGGACGAUAGACGCUGGAUGAAGCAUUCGGCCUUGUUUUGUGAUAUACCUUUAGCCAUAUUCACCAAGGGUCAUCUGGUUCCUCAGAUCAAGAUCCAUGUUCGGAUGUGUAACAACAUUCAACAGCUCG